Molecule: messenger RNA, 702 nt
Organism: Zingiber officinale
Lineage: Eukaryota; Viridiplantae; Streptophyta; Magnoliopsida; Zingiberales; Zingiberaceae
Product: UDP-glucuronate 4-epimerase 3-like
Exons: 4
Source: RefSeq, a predicted model, not a curated record
CGUUCCACCCCCAUCCACUUCAACGACGCGGCGCUUGUCACGGUGUUGGAGGCCGCCAAGCCAGCGGACCUCCAGCCGGACGUAGUCCAAGCCUCCUCCUCCGUCUACGGGCUCAACUCCAAGGUCCCCUUCUCGGAGGUCGACCGCACCGACCGACCGACGUCGCUCUACACCACCACAAAGAAAGCCAGGGAGGAGAUCACCCACGUCUACAACCAUCUCUACAGCCUCUCCAUCACCAGCCUCCGCUUCUUCACAGUCUAUGACCCCAAGAGGCUACCGGACAUGGCGUACUUCUUCUUCACCCGCGACAUCCUCCGCAGGAAACCAGUGUCCAUCUUCGAAGGCCCUGACCAUGCCACAGUUGCUCACGAGUUCACCUACAUGGACGGACAUGUCAAAGGUUGCAUGGCCGCCAUCGACCAAACCGGAGAGCGUACUGGAAAGGUUGCAACACCUCCCCCUGUUUCCGUCUCCGAUUUAGUCUCCAUCCUAGAGCAGCUUCUCAAGGUUAAAGCUGUCAACAUGUUCGUGAAAAUGCCCAGGAACGGAGAUGUGCAAUUCACCCGCAUCAACAUCACGCUCGGCAGAAUUUGUUCUCACUUUGACUGGGUUGAGGGCACCCUCAACGCCAUGGAGGGCGCCCUCAAUGUGGAAGGUGCCCUCAAUGCUGCAGCAUCUUAUGGAACUGUAGAUGCUUGA